Molecule: messenger RNA, 13720 nt
Organism: Mya arenaria
Lineage: Eukaryota; Metazoa; Mollusca; Bivalvia; Myida; Myidae
Product: mucin-17-like
Exons: 9
Coding region: 98-7042 (2314 amino acids)
Molecular function (GO): protein dimerization activity
Source: RefSeq, a predicted model, not a curated record
GCUCCUGAAAGAGAAAUAAUCCCUUUGAUCUUUAAAUUGUUAUUUUUAUUGAAAUGAAUCGCUUCUGUGUUUAAGUUUAGCAUACAUUCCAUAAAGUAUGGACAGUUCGUCGAUUACAACGCCUGACAAACAUGGUUCAGAAACAUCCCAGUCAUUGGAAAGCUCCAUACAGAAGCAGGACACAGGAAACAGUAUUCAUGUACCCUGUGAGCGAGCUAAAAGACGACGUGAGCAUAAUGACAAUGAGAAAAAACGCAAGGAGCAGAUCAAGGCCUGCAUCACCAGAAUGGGCGAGCUCCUUCCCCCCUCUACUUCGGAGAGACUUAGCACAUUGGAAAUUGUGGAGAAAUCGCUGACUUACAUGCGUGAACUGAAGGAAGCAAGAACCAAGUUUGCUUUGGUAGAAGAAAGCUUGAUGGAGGAGCUGAACACUGUAAACAUUGAACGAGACAAGUACCUAGACAUCAUCAAGGCCGCCGGUUUAUCAACAGAAUCUCUUCCUACAAAUGGUGUAAGCUCAACAACUGACGUUCGAGUGGACAGCCCUAGGCCUAAAUCCAAAAUGAAGAAAAACUCCAUCAGCUCACAGCUUCAACAGAUGCAGGAAAAGCGAGAGAAAGAUAAACAGCAACAGGAAAUGAUUUCCUCGUCAGUUACGGGUUCCGAGGAUGGUAGUGCUAAUCAUGGUGGCCAGUUCAUGAACAUGCCCUCGGGGGCUUCCUUCAUGAGUGGGCCCAUGUUUAAUCCUAUGAUGAUGCAGGCUGGGAACCAGUUCAUGAUGCCAGGAAUGAUGGGAAAUGGGAACCAGAUGGUGCCAGGUAUGCCGGGGAUGAUGGCAGGAACCGGCAUGCCCACAUUGCAGCAGAACGGGAGUGUGGCAAAUCACACUCCUAAUGACAAUAUGGGAGCACAAGGGGAGGGGAAUGUGAACAAUUUAAAUCGUUCAACAGAUGAGAGUGAUGCUGGUCUUCUGCAGCUUGCAAUGCAGGAUGCUGGCAUCACCCCAAGUAGUGCGGCCAGUCAGACAUCGUCUGCAGCUCUCACCCCCUCCAUAGCAGAGUCACAUGAAUCACAUGAAUCUUCACACAUAUCACAGAACAAUCCCUUACAGACAUUAGCUACUGUGGCUACGAGUAACCACGAAAUGUUGACAGAAAGUAGUGCAUCUGACGCUCAAAACUACCCCAUUGGCUCAGCCUCGGCCAGUAAUCAGCAAGUCUCCAUGACAAGUUCCAUGACAAGCUCUCAGGCUGGUAUGGCCAAUAUGUUAUCCACUGGUGGCCAGCCAAUGAUGAAUAUGGCUGGAGUAGGCCCUGGCCAACAACAAAUGCAGCAGAUUAUGUUUAUAAAUGAACAAGGAAUUCCGUGCAUAGCACAAGUCCCUGUUGGCAUUGACCCUAAUAAUCCAAAUAUGAUUCAAAGUGCACAGAAGCAAGGGUUGAUGUCCGUUCAGAAUCAGCAAGCAAUAAUCAAAGAUCAGUCAGGAAAUAUCGAUCAAAAUCAAGCGUUAGCUCUUGCUCAACAACAGGCAAUGUUGCAAAACCAGUUUCUAGGCCAAGGUGGAGGCGGAAACUUCCAAAAUCUUCUACAACAGCAGCAGCAGCAGCAACAAGGGUUGCUUCAGGGGAACAUCAUUCAGACCCCUAAUGGCCCUAUUCUGCAGCAGAUAGGGCCUCAAAUGCAGGGCCAGCUCCAAGGUCAAGGUCAUAUCAUUGGAAUGAACAGUCAAGGUCAGAGCAUCAUGGUUGCCGGGCAACAGGGUCAGAUGACCUUGAAUGUUCCAGGUCAGCACAGCCAGCUGCCCUCGGCCCUCAUCUUGCCCAAUGGGCAGAUUGUUCCUGUGGUUACCAAUCCCGGAAAUGUCCCAGGUCAAGGUCACACCCCAAGAAUAUCAGGACCGCAUAUUCACACAGGUGGGGAAGGUCAGCUGUUAUCGGGGCCAGGAAGUCAAAAUCUGUUGAUGGCGGCUACGUCCAGCACAGCGGCCUCCCUCAGUACAAGUGUGAUACCCACCUCCGCAAUGAACAGUGUCAUGUGCACACAAAUACAGGGAUCCACAAUGCAGAGCCAGAAGAUGGUGAAUGCUUCCAUGUCCGGCUCCCAGGCUAGCUUCUCCACUAGUACCCAGCCCAAACUGACUGGUGUGCAGACGCCACCAAACAUGAUGGGUCUUCAGGCAGGAAACAAAACAUCGGCCACCCCAAUAUUGAUCAGUCUGCCCAUCAAUGGCCAGCUGACCACUGUGGUGCUGGAUCCUGUUACCAUGCAGGUGCUGGGAACCGUUAACCCAGGUCAGCCUGCAGGACAAAAUCCUGUUCAGUCGAUGGGAACCAGUACGGGUCAGAUAACAUCAAAUCCCAUUACAAGUGCACCAGUACCCACACCCGCUCAGAGCGUGCCUACGACGUCAGCAGGAGGGAAAAAGAACAGCAAAAAUAACCAGAAUCAACGCGCCAUCUGCCCGAAGCCCCUGGGAGCAGAUGGGCUACCUAGGGUGUCAGGCGGACCUUCUAAAAAGAAAAAGUCCUCAAAAAGUUCAACAAAAGGGAAGGAAUCCAUUCAGCCUGAUUCUUUGUCGGACUCUUUGCAAAUCCAAAUACCUGAAUCGACCACCGACCCCGAAACAGUUUCAGCAAUAUCAUCAGAAUCAACUGACAUUCUUGCUAAAGCAGCUGAAUCAAUAUUCUCCUCACCAAGUGGGGAAGGUACAACAGUUGGUGGCUUUUUUAAUGAUGCAAAUGAUGACAAUCCUCUGCACAUUGACACCAGUGUUACAGAGGUGGAGGAUGAGAACAAGUCACCUUCAAAACAGCUUAAGAAGACUGGACAAACCUCCAGUACAGGGGGUGGCCUGAAGGAAGCUGUGCUGGGUUUAAACUCUGUGGCAGAUGGAGGUAAAGCAAUUAAAGUUUCUACAACUGUCACAAAGGUUGUGAAUUCUGUGUCGCCUGUUGUGAGUACUCCAAGUGUUGUUAAUACUGACAGUGUGACUUCUCUAUCAAAUACUCUCGAGGAAAUAGCAGGUGGGCUUGACUUUGGUGAUAUCACAGACAAUGUGGCACAAGUGUCCAAUAAAAGUGGCUCAGUUUUUCCAAGCAAUGAGAAACAAAAGAAAAGCAAAAGUUCUAAGAACAGUGAAGGUAAAAAAGACAUGGGCCCUAAACCAAGUAAAUCUUCGAAAAGUAAAGCUAACACUUCAAAGAAACAGUCUAAUGUUGUAAACAGUAAAGGGAAAGUUCCGGAAGUGGAGAAAAUGGACUCUGAUUCUCAAAUGGACAUUGAAAGUACUUUAAUACAUAUCCCUGACAAUAUCGAGUUCAGUCCGAAUGAUCUGUCUGACGUUCUGGAUCAGGUUGAACAAAUGGGCAGCACUGAUAUGGACAGUCCUAGCUCUAAGGUAGGCAAGAAGUCGAAAAGUAAAAGGAGUAAAGCUCCUGACAGUGAGAGCGAACCGAGUGCAAAGAAACGCAAGAGCAGUAAAGAGCCUGUGAAAGAAAGUAAAGUUAAUAAUUCACGGGAGUUGCUAAGUAUGCCUGCAAAUCUGUCUGUGUAUGACUUUGAUGAUUCAGAUUCUAUUGUGCCUUCUCUGUUGCCACUUAGUGGUAAGGAUUUCAGUUCCAGCUUGCCUGGGACGCCCGCAAAGCCAGACUGCUUGUUGACAGGUGGGAAUGAAAAGUCAGAGGACAAGAACAAAUCUAGUGCUCAAAAUAAACAAAAGACGAACUCGCAAACUCAGAAAGCUGCAGUUACCAAGAAUGUAAAAACUAGUUGCUCCAAAGAAAACAAUGUGUCCUUGGUUUUUAAUAGCUCUGAUAAUGCAGAGAACAAAUUGACGAUUAGAGACAAUAGUAAAACAGCUGAAACAAAAUCUGACACAAGUGAUGUCAACAAUAAAAUAUCUGAAUCUUUGCCAAUUAUGCCAGAUAUUGACACAACUACGAGCCUGUUUGGGUUCCCAGUUCCAUCGAAAAAGCUUCCUCGUCCAGAAACUCAGACUACAAAUCGACAAACGUCAUCAAAGCCAGCACCCCAGCAAUCGAACAAACCCAGCCCACAACCGAACAACAACUCCAUGGUGUCGCCGAAACAGGCGCUUGUGUCGCCGAAGAGCAAUGCUUCUACGACUGUAUCUCCAGCACCCCUUGGCUCGUUUUCUACCGAACUUGUGUCACCGAAAUUGAGCAUUGUGUCGCCCAGCCAGGGUAUCAUGUCGGAUAAUGAGAGCAUUACUUCUCCGAAACAUAACUUUAUGAAAGACACGUCUCCAAUGAAGAAGCCCUCACCUCCAGAUAAGUUUGAUGACAUCAAAGUGAGCUCUUUUAGUGCCUUGAAUAAUGUUCCAGUGUUGGAUGUGAAUACAAAGGUAGCAUCAGGAGGAUCUGGUAUUGAUGAGAAGAAUAAGCAGCCUAGUGUUACUUGUUCACCUGUUAAGGGGUCUGGUGAAAAUACCUCUUCAAAAUCCAUGACAACAUCGAAUAAUGACAUUACCAAGCCGACUGAGAACCCUGCUAAAAUUGAUGACAGUAGCAAUAUGAAUAAGGGUAAUCUGUCUGAUAAUUUGAAAGUUCCAAUUGACCAAUCAAAUACAUCUAAUAUGAACUCAAAUGCAAAUAGUAAUAGUAAUAACAGCCGAAAAUCUCAUCAAAGCAAUAGGAACCCUAACACAGGAAUGGAUGGUCCAUUUACUCCUCAAAUGACCUUGGGGUCAUCUCUAAGGAAUCAAUCAAGUUCUUCGAUGAAUUCUUCACAGAACAACAGGUACGGUCCCACCUUUGGUUCAGAUCCUGGGUAUGGGGCAAUGUCAGCCUUGAGCCAUGGUAUGCCUAAUGACAAUGUGUCAAAGUCUGGGCCGGGAAUGGGCAACUAUCCUGUACCUUACUCAGCAGACUCACUAUUCAAUACACAGGCAGAGAAAGUGAUAAAAUCUCCUCCAAAUGUGAACAUCUCAACCUUGAACCAGCCGAAGCCUGACAAUCCUAUGUCCAAGGUGAGAAACAAUGCCUACUCUGUGGACAGUUUUGUUCAAAACAGUAGAGAUGACGGUAUGCGACAUCGGCCGGACUCGCUGGCCACACAUGCGGGAAUGCUGCCAGGCAGUGACUUUCCGAACCAGGGAGGUGACCUGCCUCGUAUUCCUACGGAGAGCUCGCCAGACUUUCCCAACAUAAGCCUUAACCUGCCUCCCAUCACAAGCACAGCUGGGAACUUUAUGGAUAAUACUUCUAGUGGCCCUUCAACAAACAACCUCAACUCUUUCUCAUUCUCUCUGUCAACAACUUCCACUACGGUUUCCACAGCAACAGGCAGCAUGGCGCAGCACCAGUUUCCAUUCUUCCCACCGGUCCUGUCAUCUGCCUCCAACCCACCUGCCUCACAGAGUGGCCUCCCCUCUUCGAUGCCUGGUAUGCAUAUGUUCGAUCACAACAGGGGGGCCUCCGACCAGAUGCCCCGGGGAAACAAUGUGAUGCAUCCUCCAGCAGGGGAUAUGGGCCGAGACAGCAUGUCACGCUCAGACAAGAGCCAGGCUGUCAUGUCAGAUGAAGGGGUACGUCACUCUGCCGCUGGUAAACCCUCCUGCAGUAAGCAGAAAAUGCAAAAGGCAUCAGGUCCGGCAACCAUCCAGGAUCCUUACCCAUUGCCAUACAAUAUCACAAGUUCCACACAUGACAAUAACUUCUUCAGGGACCCCCAAAUGAAGUCAAAUAUUGGAAAGAGCCCUACUGAACAGAUGCGGAAGUCUCAAGACAAGCCUAUGGAUAUGGGAGGACCACCAUCCCGAUCCAGCAGUCAAGACAAGCGGGGUAGCACGAUGGAAAGGUCUCCACAAAUGCACAACAAUCCACAGUCUUACUAUUCAUCUAGUUACCAGCCACCGAAGUCUUUAAACACUGCACCAUUGCACCAUCCACCUGGCAUGAUGCCACAAGAUGAGAGGGGACGAAAUAUGACGAGAUCUCCAUAUGAAACCCCGUUUGCUCUCCCACAAGCUUCACAGUUUAACCCCAUGGUUCCUGGCUUCCCUCCUGCCAACAGGUUUGACAGUGGCCCACCCAGCUUUAGCAGGGACAAUUCUGGCACCCAGCCACUAAGCCACACUCCAGUAAAUGCAGGGGGACGGAAGUCUGCCAACCCCCAGGCCCCACAGGCCAGUGUGGUGAAGCCGCCCCAGAAGCAGGCGGCCCCUCCGCUUGUUCCCAUGAAUGGAGGUGGUUCUCAACCACCACGCCCUACCCCGCCUCAGUCACACCGAUCAACCACUCCCAUCGCCAAUGCCCCCUCUCAGCCCAACCCCCAGGUUAGCCAGACCAGACAGGCAAAGCAGCCUUCAAGAAGCUCCAAGCAUCCAUCAUCCUCCUCUUCUAAAAAGUCCAAAGCUCUUCCUUUUAUGGAGGUUGAUAGCAAUUUAUCGAACUCCAUUUUUGAGACCAACCGAAGUAUGACACCUAUGGCACCAUUUUUCCAAUCUAUGCAGAACCUUUCUCCACAGUCAAGAGCUAUGCAGCACGAAGGACCACACUUCCAGCCAGGAAACUUCUUUGGUCUUGGCCCAAGGUUUCCUAAUUCAAACACUCCUGUGCCAAAAAAUACAGAAAUAGGCCCUCCAUUCGGCAACCCAUUCAUGCCGACACGGGGAUCCCAGAAUGCUCCACUGGGUCUGAACUUCCAGCCUGGAUUCGGAAUGAACCCACUCCAUGGUAACCACAGCAAUGCUCCCCAGCUGACCCCACACACGGCCCCACACAUGGGGAACUUUAACUUGAACAACAUUUUCUCCGACGGAGCAUCUCAGAACGAGCCAUCACUGCCGAUAUCGCCAAUAAAGUUUGGCCACACAAACUACCAGGGAAUGGAACACAAUGCAAUGCAGCACCAUCAUCAGUACAACCGAGGUCACCCAGGGGUCAUGUCUUUGAACAGCAUCCUUGGAUCGAACCACCAUGGGUUUGAUGGGAGAAUGCCGACAUCAAUGGCGGGUCCCUUCCACAGUCAUGGUCAUCCAUCCUUCAUCCCACCGCUAAACUUCUCCAUGCAUGACCACUAGAUAUAAACCUUGACCUUGCCUCAUUAAAAGAUAUACAAGUUUAUAAUCCAUGUGUUACUUAUAACCUGGUAAAGCAUUUAGUGACAUCAUCAAUAUUUUCAGUAGUUAGUUUUCAAUUAUUAUUUUUUGGGAAAUUAUAAACUGAUCAUUGUUAAUUUAGCACUGUUAAAAUGGUUUGAAAACAGUUAAAGCUUUUUUGUCAAGAGCCCUAGGAGCCAAUUCUUACCUGGGGAGAUUUUAAACAAAGAUUAUACUGUUGAAAAUCUUUCCUCCAAACUAAAUUAAAAAUUGCUUCAUAGGCUUCUUAAACGAACGGCCUGAUAUCAUUAUGUGUUUUUUAUUUAAUUGAAAUGGACAUGUAUUCAUUUUCUUUAACAAAUGCUUUGAACAAAUGGCUUUACUUUGUUGAAUCUAAUUGUUUUGUAGAUAUAAAUAUGCUUGUUACAAAUGGAUUGAUUGUGUGUCCCCAAUCUUUAACUUCCUGUCUUUCAUACAUUCACCAGUGUCUUCAUACGGACUAUUUAUACUUUAUUUAGUCCAUUACCUCUGGGGCUGUAUUCAAUAUUGUUCUUAUUCUUAUCCUUAGACACGCCUCAGUGAUUCCAUUUAAUCGAUUGGCUAGUUAUUUUUACUGUCCAUUCAAAAUACUUGAAUUCUUUGGCUAUAUUACUUAAGCAGUUAGCCUGAAAGGGGUCUUAAGCAAAGUUGUAUGCAUGGGGAAGUUACAAGAAAGUCCUUUUUAAGUUCCCUGUAGCGAGAUUAUGCUGCCCCGCAGAAACAUGUCAUAACAUGUCUCCAUCUAAAAUAUACUGUUAAAACAGUGAGGACAUUUUGGAGCUCUGUUUUUAAUUGGUUAACUAAUUCUAUUAUGACAUGUAACAUAUUGAAAAUUUUGCGGUUGCUUAGGUAAUUAGGCCUCUUCUGUUCUCUCAAAUAGUGCUCUGCCAACGCAACUCGUUCCAAUUCUUAGAUUUCCGCGAUCAGAAUGCAAACCCUGUCGUACUGUCUUUCAAUGUUUUCAAUUUCAUGGCCCUUUUUUUAUCAUUGUGUAAUAUAAUUAUAUAUAUAAACAAACUAAUAGUCUACAUAGUGAAUUAGUAAUAAGUACCGGUACAUGUACUUCGAAUUGAAAGAGUUCAUCAAUACUGGUAAUGUUCUAAUGUAAUGCAAUGUUUGUAUAGUUCACAUGAACAAUGUUUGUCUUGGUUUUCAUAUAGUGCUAAAUUAGAACUUACAGACUUAUCAUGAAUUGUAUAUGAUUAUAAUAUUAUGUGUGUUUUCUUCAUUGACUAUGAUUGUGUAAUUAUGUGCCAUGCGUUUGGACAUUCCUUAUAAUUGUGUUUAUUACAUAUAUCCUUUGCUAAAAUAACUAUCAUUUUAUGUACAUCAUAAAAUAUAUAUAUGCUUAAUAGCUUUACAAAUGAAAUAUUAACUGUUGUGUAGAUUCACACACGAUAACAUGGAUUGUAUAAUACUAAUAUAUUUUAACAGUAUUUUACUUGUAUGAUACAUGUAUUUUCUCUCAAAAUUUCUACAAUAUGAAUAAUACUGGAUUGUUGGUAGGUUUUUGAUACUGUACAGGUUGUUAUUGAAUGAAUGUAAUGUAAAUAAGAUUUAAAGCUCAUCUGUUUUUGCGAAGAAAAAAAAUCGGGAUAUUGUAAUGGUCUUAGUGUCGUCUGCAGCAGGGUGGUCGUUGUGCAAAAACUGUAACUUAGGGCUUGAAUCAAUUGUCAUUUAAGAUAUUCAACUUAAACUUGGUACGCAGGUCACCUGAGACAAUACGCAUCAUUUGGAACAGCUUUGCCAUUUUUCAUGAAAAAUGACCUUGCAUGCAUGCUGGUACAUCAGUAGAAGUAGUUUGUAAAAUUCUUAAUAAAAUAAUUAUUUAAAUAAUUAUUAGGGGAUCUACUUGUAGCAUAGUUAAAUGUAAAGAUUUCUGACAUUGUAAACUGUCCAUAUACAUCUGGGUUUGUUUUCAAUGGAAAAUGGCCCAGGUGUUCUGAAUGAAUACGCAUGUGUUCAGUGAUGCCCACAACUCUAGCAUUAAUAUAUUUUGAGUUAUCCCCCUUUUUCAAAUGACCCUCCCACAAAGACAACAGAUGAGCGUUGGCUUUCUCUCUGCAGCUCCCUUGUUUUGUACUCUCUAUGUGUCUGUCUGUAUAUAACAUGGACAAACGUUUUAUGGUGCUAACAUGACAUUGAAUGAUAUUGGUUUGUAAAUGUUUGAUGUCUUACUAUUGUUGUAUAAGUUUCAAUAUUAGCAAAAAUAAUACAGUAAUUGUUUGAAAUUCUCUGCCUUAGAAAGGCAUGAUUAAUACUUUUUUGCUUUUAUUACGACUUGAUGAAGAUGUAAUGAUUUCAUGCUGUGACAUUUAUUUAAUUAAUGUCAUUAAGGUUAUUUUAUUAAAUUGUUGUAAGUGUAAUAUGAUUUACCUGAAAUAGGCUUUAUAACAUACGCUGAGAGACUUUUUAAAAAACGCUGAGGUAUACUUUAAUAAUUAUUUUGAUAAAUGAAAAAUAUUCUGGGUAACAUGAUAACUUUGGCGUUGUUGAAGGUGGCUGUGCCAUCAUUGUGCAAAAACUGUAACACUGCAUGAAUCAAAUACCAUUUAAGAUAUUCAACUGAAACUUGGUACAAGGGUAUGCUCAUGUUUUAAAGCUGCACUCUCACAGAUUCAAACAAAGUAAAAAAAAACUUUUUUAACUUUUUGAAUUGGAAUGAGCCAUUUUUUUUGUGUAGAUGUAUGAAACUAGUGAUAUAAGACUGCUGACAAACAGCAGAUAGAAGUUUUCAUAAAAUUUGAAUGUUCAAAAAUUGAUGUUUGAUAGCCAAAAGCGUUUCUUAUGCUGUAAGAAAAAUUAACAAUUGAGAUCUGUUCUAUUUCUGAGUUACCUCCUAUGACUGAAUUGAAGGCAUUGAAAAAUCAGCUUAAUCAAAUGUUUUUCUUUUUAAGUUUGAAACUGUCAAUCUCUGAGAGUGCAACUUUUAUAUAUUUGAGUCAAGCCCCUUUGAGUUAUUAAGCUAAGUAAAUUCCUUGUGAAUUAAGUUUUAUCGUAGCAAAUUCCUUAUUAAUUUAGUUUCAUUGCAGAAACUGAAAAAUUUAACUUACAAGGAAUUUAAUGGGCUGAACAUUUUAAAAAAUAAUUUCGAAGUACAUGUUUUGCAAUUUUAAAGACACACUGCCCAAUCUUGAACGAUAACAUCAGUUUUUUUUAAAGAUUUUAUAUACCUUUAUAGGUUGUAAAAAUUAAAAUGUAGAUAGUUGUCUAUAAGCAUAUUUCUAUCGCUCUAUCACAUAUGAAGGACAUGAUAUGCUACCUCUUAGCUUAUAUUUGCUUUAUACAUAAUAACUUACUAAUGUACCAUAAGGCCAGAGUGUGAAAACAUUCUGUUUCUGAACCCCCCAACCUCUCCUUAUUUUAUUUGUUAAAAAAAUGUGUGAAAUGAUAAAAAUUGGGAAAAGCAUUGCCAUAGGUUGAGUGCACGAAAUCUUUUUUUAUUUAAAAAAUAAAGCCCCUACCCACCCAAUUUAUUUUUUUCAAAAAAUAGCACAGGAAUCUAAAUUUCUUUUGGCCAACUGAUUUCCAUGGUUACUGUAAAUUCUUACUUCUUAUCUAUUUCUUGCUUAUUUAUAACUUUUGCGCUUUCUUUAUCUUUUUUUACGAAAAUGUAAAUACUUGUCAGAAUAAUCUUUCUAACAACUAUAAUUAUUACUUUAUUUUAUAUUUUCAGAAUAACACAUAUCAUUAUUGUAUAGAAAAAGUAGUUCAAGUGCCCUGUGUUAAACUUUGUGGCAGUUAAGUUUUGAUUGAUUUGCAUAUGAUAGUAUUUAAAUACCUUGAAAAUCGGUAAUAUAAAGGAUUUUUCUGAAGUCAGGCAUAUCUGUGUUUACAAUUAGGGUAAACUGUAUCAGAUCUGUAUCGUGUUUAUUUUUUUUUUAUUAAUUUGUUAAAUGCUGUGUUCAAUCAUUAAAAUUAGGCUUUUGAUUCAACAAACACAAAUUAUUGCAUUAUUAUUUGGCUGAAGUAACAUGCCUGGCCAGAAUUCAGAUUUCUAGCCAGCCCGACAUUUUAACUGUGUACUGCUUGCAGGCUUCUGCUAAUGAUUUUGACAUCUGCAUAUUUGCACGAAAUUUGCAAGUAGGGUUUCAAGCUGCACUCCCACAGAUUGACCUUUUUGACAACCUUUUAUUUCUUGGAAGGAGUAAAUUUUUGCGUAGAUGUCUGGAAACAGUGAUAUAAGGCUGCUUAUCACAGAUUUUCAUAUUAAUGUUCAAAAAUUUAUGUUUUAUGGCUAAAAGCGUUAUUAAUAACGCUUACAGAAAAAACACUUUUUCGGCAGUUUUCCAAAUAAUUGAGAUCUGAUCUUUUGUGUGUUAUCUGAUAUGACUGAAUUGAAGGCAUUAAUGCCAAAAUCAGCUUUAUCUGAGUCAACGACUAAAAAGCAAAGAAAAGUAAGGGUCUCCCUCACAGAAAUUAUAUCAGCAACAAUUAGUUUAGUCUUUGUUGAAAUUGAGCUAAAUUAAUUUACUUUUAUGAACAAAAAACAAAACUACAAUUAGCACAUGCUCAUUUAAACAGACUCUUGUAAAUCUGAGCUUAAAGUAAUCAAAUUUUAAGUGUGCUACUAAUGCUUUUGGCUUAAUCAGGCAUUUUCAUGCACAUUUUGAAUAAAAAUAUUAACAAUAGAGCUCUAAUUGGACUAAUAAAUGAUUUUAUAUCAUUGAAACAAGCAUUUACUCAUGUUUCACACAAUUCUUUUUUGAUGUCUGAACCUUUAAAAUAGAUAUUUUUCAAUGCCAAUGUCAUGCGAGAACAUUUUUGCCAGAACUGAAGAGUGCCAUUUUUUUGAUACCUUGAGAAAUAUCACUAUGAUGUACUGAAAAAAAUGUUUGCUUCUGGUUUCUGGACAAAGCAUAAUUUAUUCCACCAGAACAGAUUGUAUUUAUUGCCAUAAAACCCUUUUUUUCUGUUAAUUUUUCCUUUUGGGUACAUUUGGUAUUUUCUAGUUUAAAAAGAUGUGUCAAUGAGAGCUGUUUUUAAUGUUAAUUGGGGGUUGUAAAGGUCAGGAUUUAUCCUGAUACCAGGAUUUAGAGCUUUAAACUUAAGACAAUUGUACAGGUUUAAAGAUUUAUUUCUUUUACUUUUCUAUCAGAAACAGAAGGGAGUACCUUGAAAUGCAUAUUUGGCUAAUUUGUUGGUCAGAAUUUGCUUAUAAAUAUUCAAGCUUUAUGAAGUUUCGCUAGCCGAUUUGACCCGGGUAUUAUUUUUGUUAUGAAUUCGCUGGGGUGCCAAGGACGACUUUAUCUAAAAUGACAUUUCAGCAAAUUCUGGCUUACUUACCCAAUUCUUUGGAGAUGGUGACACCAGUGUCAAACAUUUAUCUUUAUACCCUAAAAUGCAUUUACAACCUUACUUAAUUCAUUGUUGAUCAAAUUGUAGGCAAUUUAUGCAAUUUGAAAAGAAUCUCAUUAAUAAAUUUUAUCCUUUAUGGCAAUUUUUUUUUUUUUGUCAAUUGUUUAAUUAUCUUUAAAAUACGAUGUUGUCUUUGGUUCAUGUUAUUCAUUGAAUGAAAGAAAAUCAUCAGACAUAUUCAAUGUGAAUGAAUUUAACAAAAUGUUUGCUUAUUUAUUGUUAAAUGUGGAGCAUUACAUUUAAUCAUAAAAAUGUUUUAUUUUGUCAUUUCCCAUUUUCGAGACUCGAGAAAUUGUGCACAGUAUUUUGAUAAUAUUAAGAAUAAUUUAAAGGCAGCUAAGUUCAUUUAAAAUAAAAAAGUAAAAAAAAAGAAGAUACUUCUGGGAUUGAAAUGUAUGCAGUAUCACAAAAGUACAAAAUUACUAUUUGAAAUAUACAGCAAGUUAAUAAAUGUUGUUGUUUUUUUCCAAUUUCUGGGUUAUAUCGAAAGGAUCUAUUUUUAGAUGUAUUUGGAACUAAUGCAAACAGUUAAUGUAGUAUUUCAAUUUUAAAAUAAGAACUAAGUAUUUCAAUUGGAGUUCAACUUUUCAAAAUGUGUUUCAUUUUUGUUGCUUUAUUUUGCAAUUUUCUUUGAACUUAAGCACUGAUUAUGUAAUGAAAAUGAAUGAUUAGUACAAGAUGUUGUCACUAAUUUGUAUUUAAUUAGGUUUAUACAUGUAAAAGCAUCCAUCUGUGCUUGGCUGCCUUUAAUGUUCAUUUGUCCUGUUUUAUUUAGGCAUAUUAGUAUCUUGAGUUCUCUAUUACCUAAAACAGUGGGUGUAUUUCUCAGUUUUUGCUCAUUAUCAACAAUAAUUAAACACUCAUUCAUGCAAUGCAAUCUUUCAAAAUACCAUGCACAUGUUAAAAUUUGUUUUUGAUUGUGUUUUUACCUCUCCCCUAUAUUGCUGUGAAAACAGCCUGGAUUGUUACCCAGUUGUUUAAUAUCAAGUUACAAAAAAUGACAUUUUACAUUUUAUGCUGGAUACUUAUUUUUUCCCAUUUUGAUAAUAGAUUGACUUACAUUAUUGUAAAUAUGUGCAGUACAAGUACACACUUUUAUAGAUAUUUUUACUUAGUUACCACAUGUAAAUAAAACUCAUUCAUCGUAUAUUUGUUAAUUGUAGUAAUCAUUUUAAUUUUGUUAAGCACAUUCUGCUCAGCUGUCCUUGUUUUUGUCCCAUAAGCAUAAUGCUUCAAGUAAAUAUAGAUAAGAUAAUCUUGUAA